AGGUGCCGUCCCGGCUGCAAGCCUUUCACUGCACGCGCAGACUUGUCGCCCCCUCGACUCGCGGCCGCUUCGCCCGCCGGCAUGGACGCGUCCCCCGUGCGCGGCGCCCUGCGGGCGGCGGCUGCCUGGCGGGCGGCGCGCCGGGCGGGCGCGCCGCUGGCCCUGGCCGCCGCGGGGGUGCUGGGGCUGCUGGCCCUGCGGCGUGGCCUGGCCCCGGCGCCGGCCCGAGAGCACGUCAAUAGCCAGGCGGCGGGCUUCGGCGCGAUCGAGCUGGCGAGCUCGCGCCGCCACCGCCACGCAGCUGCCGAGCGGCAGGCCGCCGGCGGCGGCUCCGAGGAGGAGGAGCUGUGCAGCCCCAGCUCGGAGAUCCCGGCGAUGGAGUCCUCGGUCCGGGGCCUCGGGGUCUCCGAGUUCUGGAAGGGCCUCUGCGAGGGCGUCGCGGGGCCGCUCGCGUCCACGAGCUCGUGGCCUGGCCAGAGCCCCCUCUGGGAGCGCCUGAAGCAGGAGAGCUGCUACGCGGACCACGGGAAGCUCAGCUGGAAGCAGGCGCAGGAGAACCUGGCGAGACGGAGCCUCGUGCCCUUCCCCGAGAUCGUGCCGAUCCACCCGCUGCGCCGCCCAGAGCUGUGCCAGCACGCCUCCCUGGGAGCUCUCGCAGGCGACGCGAGCGCGGAGGAGGUGGAGCGCGCGAAGGCUUGGCUGAAGGCGACGGUGGCCGUGUACGUGCUCGUCUUCUCGAAGCAGCAGGACCCCCCCGGCGGCCCCGCCGGCGCGGGCCUCUCGGCCCAGGGCGUCGACUUCGAGCUGCUGCAGGGCCUCGACCUGGCGCGGAACGGCUCCUACCAGAUGGCGAAGCAGAGCGGCGCGAUCCCAGCCGGCUUCGACUCCGCCAAGGCCGAGACGGCGUCUCGGACCAUGCUGCAGGGCAUGGACGGCAUCGCCGGCGCCGUCGGCCUCGCAGCCUCGCACCUGCAGGCGAUGGGCCACGCGGCGUCCGCGAGCGACGGGAAGCCGCUGGUGCUCAUCCUGGAGGAGGACGCCGCGCCCGCGCCCGACUUCGCCGUGAGGCUGCGUCGCCUGGUCCAGGACGAGGCGCCCUGCGACUGGGUCGCCAUCUCCCUGCAGUCGGCCUGUCCCUAUGGCGAGUGCGUCACGCCGCACCUGUCCCGCGUGCGGCCCAACGCCAACGAGCCUGCGGAGCGCUGCCACCACGGCGUGAACUUCGGCUUCUACUCCAUGCUCUACCGCAGGGUGCUGCUGCCGUCCCUCGUGCGCCGCCUCGAGCAGGCCGUGUGGGACGUGGAGAGGCCUCGCUGCCUGGACGUCGACGUGGCGCUGGCCUCCCUAGCCGACGAGGUGGCAUACUACGCCGUGCCUAAAGUGCAGGUGCCGGGACUCAUCGUGAGCGGCGGGGAGGAGUCCUCGCGGGUAAAGAACAUGGCGAACGCCCAAGUCCAGCUGGAGGAGACCGACAAGCAGGGCACCCAAAAGAGUCAUCGCGAAGCCACGGUUGAGGACGAGGGGGGGCCGUUGUUCUAUUACACCACGACCACCACGACCUCGACCAGCCAAACCAGUACCACGACUUCGUCGACGACGUCCACAACCACCAGCACCUCAUCCGUCACAACAACGGUAUCAACGACUGUCGCUGCUCCCUGGUGGCAAAUCUGGAGGUGA
Molecule: messenger RNA, 1680 nt
Organism: Prorocentrum cordatum
Lineage: Eukaryota; Dinophyceae; Prorocentrales; Prorocentraceae
Source: the annotation of a GenBank genome assembly